Messenger RNA from Neoarius graeffei (lesser salmon catfish), 2783 nucleotides. It is a transcript of the gene nyap2b, whose product is annotated as neuronal tyrosine-phosphorylated phosphoinositide-3-kinase adaptor 2b. NCBI's taxonomy places the organism in Eukaryota, Metazoa, Chordata, Actinopteri, Siluriformes, Ariidae. The coding region runs from base 9 to 2519 and encodes 836 amino acids. The record is from RefSeq and is a predicted model, not a curated record. The transcript has 5 exons. Gene Ontology annotation, biological process: neuron projection morphogenesis; phosphatidylinositol 3-kinase/protein kinase B signal transduction.
CUGCAACUAUGUCAGAGCCACAGCAGUUUUCCGUUCGCUCUCAGUCCCUGAACUCUGUAGGCGGAGCCGAGGAGGAAGAGGGCAGCCCAAACUCCCGCAAACAGCCUCCACCCAAACCGCGCCGUGACCCCAACACCAAACUCAGCGCAUCCUCUGAGGCCGUGGACCACAGCACCACCACCUGCAAAGGAGGACACGCCCACAAGUGGGACGUGACUCAGGGCUGCAGCGAGGAGUGUAGACGAGUUCCACCUCCGAAACCCAAGAGGAAUCCCAACACACAGUUGAGCACUUCCUUUGAUGAGUCCUACAUCCUGAACUCAAAAGACUCACCCCCAAUGGCUCCUUCUCCAAUUUCUCCAGUUUCUCCUCCACAACCUCAGAGCCCACAGCAGGACUCAGAGUCAGAGGAACCUGUUUAUAUUGAGAUGUCAGGGAAUGCAGCGCGAGAUCCGCCCUCUCGUCCCGAGCCUGAGGAGCCGGGCGAGGCCGUCUACGAGGAAAUGAAGUAUCCUGCUUUUGAUGACUUUGAUUCACGCUGGGAUCUUUUAGGGUACCGCUCUCAGUGCAUCACACCAUGUCCAUCUGAUAUGGAUAUCCAUGCUGCCAUGAACUACACCUCCACCCCUCGGAGCGCAUCCCAUUGCGACAUCCCUGCCCCAUUCCCCAACCUGCUAACACACCGUCCACCUUUGCUGGUCUUCCCACCAGUGCCUGCACAGUGUUCGCCCAAUUCUGAUGAAUCUCCACUCACGCCGGUGGAUGUCACCAAGCUGGCCAUGUUAGAGAAUGCCGCCUACUCAAAGUCUCCGUCGUCCUCCUCCUCCUCAAUGGAGCCCCUUAGUUCUGCCUCUUCUUCUCACCUCAGACGGGCUGAGAGGGAACUUAUGGCGACGCCCACUAUCACAGUCUCAGGUCGCUCUUCGGCGCCGCCUUUGCCAUGCGCUCUCUACAGGGGCUCAACAAGCUCUGCAGGGGCCCAGCGGAGCCACUCAGCAUGCCCGUCUCCCGUCAGCAUGGGCCGCUGCCUCACACCGCUCAGCCUCAUGAGGGCGCCACCUUUAGAAGGUGGCACUGCCCUGCCACGACACCACAGCUCAACACAGAACGUUGCAGCAGGACGCUCACGGACACCCACAAGCCCUCUGGAUGAGCUCACCAACUUGUUCACCAGUGGCAGGAACAUGCUGAAGAAGAACUCCAGCGGCCGUAAGAGCAAAGAUCCCACUGAGAGUGAAGCCAAAGGGAAAGGCCAUGGUUCUGAAUCCAAACGGGAGCACAAGGAGAGGAGCCAUCACAACAAGGAGUCCAAAAGGGACAAGGAGCGCAGCGGGAAAUCUUCACAUCGACGUGAGAGCAAAGACCGAGAGCCUAUUGGCAUUGAGGCCUUACAGAGACGUGACAGUAAAGAUAGAACUGGCAGCAAUUCUGAGCCAAUAGUGAGACAUGAUAGCAAAGAUAAGGGCAGCAAUGUGGAACCAGGACAGAGGCGCAACAGUAAGGACAAGGGCAGCAAUGUAGAGCCAGUAGCAAGACGAAACAGCAAGGACAAGGGCUGCAAUGUGGAGCCAGUAGUGAGGCGAAACAGCAAAGACAAGGGCUGUAGUGGUCCAGAGCUACUUCCCAAACAGGUCAGCAAAGACCGAGGGUGCAGCACCAGUGAACCCAUAGUGAGGCAUGACAGCAAAGACUGGAUCAGUAACAAUAUUGAACCUUUACCUAGACGUGACAGCAGGGACAGGAUCUGCAAUGGCUCAGAGCUCAUGCUCCGACAAGAUAGCAGAGACAUUUUGAGGAAUGGUCUGGAACGACAUGAUAGCAGAGACCGAAGUGGUUAUGGGCCAGACUUGUUAACCAGGCACAGUAGUAAGGAUCAGGGAAGAACUGGCCUGGAGGGCCGGCACAAUAGCAAAGAAGGAAGAAAGAACAGUUUGGAUUUUCUUCAGGGUAACAGCAACAUGGCAGAUUCUGGAUGGGACUGUAAGGAACGGAUGAGUAAUGGGACAGAUGUUGUAAAUAGGAGAGAUUACAAAGAUAAAGGAAUUCCCUUGACAGAACCCCAUCACAAGAGUAAGGACAAGAGCAGCUACAGUACGGAGUCACCCAAAGCACAUGACUGGGAUACAAGGUCUGGACUUCCAUCCAGUAUUUCCAGCCGGAGUAGACGUUCACCUGUUAGUCCUACCACAAUGAUGGGGAAUUCUGAAUUGAAGAUGGUCCCCAAGGUAGCCCAAUUCCUGUCCACAUCACUUGCACCAUCUCCAUUAGGCACACCUCAGAGACGACCUUCCGAGGCCCAAGAGAUGCCACCCUUCCCCUGGCUAUGUGGCGACAGCACCAUGAUGGAGACAAUUGAAAGGAAACAGCGAUUAUGCCGUGAGAUCCGGUCCCGUCAACGCCCCCCUGAACGGAGCCAGAUGGAAAGCAUACCUAGCUGCAAAAAAGCCAAUGGGCAAAAGAAAUACGGCCCACCCCCAUAUCCCACUCAGACUACCGUCUUUUGGGACACUGCAAUCUGAUUGGUCGCUUAGCACUUCAGGAUUUAGCUUUGCUCCUCCCACUGGCACCAGGACAAUGGGAGCACCCAAUUAUGCCCAUCACUGUCUCUACUAAAAGACAGGCAGUGGGAUUAACCUAGCAAUAUUUCUGAGCGUGCCGAUCGUCAGGUUUUUGUAUUAACCUUUAUCUAAUAUUUUUGUAUUGUGAUUCCUUGUAAAUGGAACCUAGCAUUAACAGAUAUUUUCUAAACAAAAUGGAAUAUCUUUGCAAAGAAUAUGUAGAGU